UUUUAACGUAAAUAAAAACUUGAAUAUAUUUACCAAUAUUUUCUAUAAAAGGUUCCAUCCUAUCAACAAUUUGAUGCAUUAAGAGAGACGCAUCAUAGGAGAGAGUACCAUAAAAUGGCUCAAGCUGUAAACUGGUCAAACUUAACAAGAAAAGUGUUUAUUUUACUUGCCGUAUGCGCCUUAGGUAAUUCGGUUUUAGCUAAUGAUCUGGACUCAAUUAAAUCAGAAUUGCACGACGUAAGAUCGAACGGAGGUGGUUUGAGCUCUAGUGGAUUGCCUCUGGGCUCGACAAAUGACAUCAACGGCAGAAGCUUAUACGCUAAUCAUCGGAGGAUGGAUCGUAUGUAUGGAUUUGGUCCGAAAAUGUUGCAGAUAUCUCGGUCAAAAAUACCAAUUGAGUUAGAUUUGUUGGUGGAAAACGAAGAUGGUGAUCGAUCAAAGCGCUUUGACGACUAUGGUCAUAUGCGUUUCGGUAAGCGAGGUGGCGAAGACCAAUUCGAUGACUAUGGCCAUAUGAGAUUCGGAAGAAGUGCUUAAACAUUAACGUAACUACUUAUCGAUUCUCCAAAUCUUGACGACUUUUGUUUAUCAAUAAAUACAAUGUAAAGAAUUAACAAAUAUAAGUAACACAU
Ceratitis capitata (Mediterranean fruit fly) is the source of this 632-nucleotide messenger RNA. RefSeq names its product callisulfakinin (gene Dsk). Bases 115 to 537 code for a protein of 140 amino acids. The record is from RefSeq and is a predicted model, not a curated record. The transcript has a single exon. NCBI's taxonomy places the organism in Eukaryota, Metazoa, Arthropoda, Insecta, Diptera, Tephritidae.